This is a messenger RNA of Trichoderma virens Gv29-8, 1467 nucleotides long. RefSeq lists its product as uncharacterized. The transcript is spliced from 3 exons. Gene Ontology annotation, molecular function: monooxygenase activity; FAD binding. The record is from RefSeq and is a predicted model, not a curated record. Gene Ontology annotation, biological process: secondary metabolite biosynthetic process. The coding region runs from base 1 to 1467 and encodes 488 amino acids. NCBI's taxonomy places the organism in Eukaryota, Fungi, Ascomycota, Sordariomycetes, Hypocreales, Hypocreaceae.
AUGACUCAAAAAACCCUCAAUGUCGGAAUAGUGGGAGCUGGUAUCGGAGGACUCACUGCGGCUAUUGCAGUGGCUAGGGCUGGGGCAACGGUGACUCUGCUUGAAGCUGCCCCUGAGCUGGGCGAGAUUGGUGCUGGAAUUCAGAUGUUUCCAAACUUCUCUCGAUUCCUCGUGCGAUGGGGCGUAGACAAGAUUAUUGGUGAUAACAUUGUCAGCCACCACGAUUGUAACACAUAUUUUGGUCCCAAUGCCACUCUGAUCGCGCACUCCUUGGCAUCUGACCUGGCUGCAAAAGCUGGAUUUCCCUGGUGGGUUGUCCGACGUGAUCAUUUGCACUAUGGUCUCACUGAGUCGGCACGCCGCCAUGGAGUCAAAGUCAUUGUGGGAGCUCGAGUAAGCGAGAUGCAAGAUUUAGCAGACGGCGUUCAUCUUCAAACCACAAAUGGCGACCGGUACUCCUUUGAUAUGGUCAUUGGCGCAGACGGAAUCAGAUCCUUCAUUCGAUCUCAACUGCUGCCCGGCAUCGUUCCCAAGGCCCCUUCCAAGAUUGCCGCUUAUCGUGGAGUGUUGUCUUAUAAGCAGAUAUUCGACGAAAUCCCAGAAGCCCGUGCUUAUCUCGGAAACAGUAUGGAUGUCUGGGCCGGCCCCAACGGCUAUAUCCUCACCUACCCCAUUUCGGGAGGCAAAGAGCUCAACAUUGUUACCGCCUUCUGCAAAGAUGACUACGUGACGAAAAUGGAGCAGGUCGAUAUUGAAGAAUUUCGAGACUACUACAAGGACUAUAGCCCGGUUAUUCAGAAAAUCCUCAAGCUGGUCAACUACACGCAGAGAUGGCCUCUUCUGCAGAUGCCUCCACUGGAAACAUGGUCCAACAAGCACAAGAACGUGGUGAUGAUGGGCGAUGCAGUACACUGCAUGCAAAACAAUAUGGCACAAGGCGCAGCGACGGCUAUGGAAGACGGAGCUUUCCUGGGCCGUGUCAUUAGUGAGGUCGUGCGCGGAGUCAUUUCUGUUCCAGAAGCCAUUCAACUCUACGAGAAGAGCCGAAUGUCUAAGGCUUGGGUCAAGCAACAGAUUUCGUACAUGUCCGGAGUUGUCAACAUGAUGCCUGAUUCAAGUGAGCGCAACAAGGCUACUCUUCCGGAGAUUCAAGCUGCAAUGGAGAACCGCAUUCGACCAGCGGAAUUGCCUGCAGCCUACCGAUCUUGGCAGUUUUAUUGCACGGCUGACACUGUUCCUGGAAUUUUUUACUAUGAUGCUGAAGGUGAUGCAGACAGUAUGGUGUGCGAAUAUUUGUGCAGCAAAGGACCUAUUGACGAUGUUCAAAUGCUCAGCGAGAAUCUAGAAAACAAAUGGAUGGGCUAUGUUCACAAUAAUGGACUGAAUUUGCAGAAUGGUGAGACAAAGUCGGCGAAGGGACCUGCUUUGACUGCGGCGGAUUACGACCGAUAUGGGCGCGGUCUUUAG